This is a messenger RNA of Kalmanozyma brasiliensis GHG001, 969 nucleotides long. RefSeq names its product NUDIX hydrolase domain protein. Gene Ontology annotation, cellular component: cytosol. Gene Ontology annotation, biological process: dGTP catabolic process. The coding region runs from base 1 to 969 and encodes 322 amino acids. Gene Ontology annotation, molecular function: 8-oxo-7,8-dihydrodeoxyguanosine triphosphate pyrophosphatase activity. The record is from RefSeq and is a predicted model, not a curated record. The transcript has a single exon. Lineage: Eukaryota; Fungi; Basidiomycota; Ustilaginomycetes; Ustilaginales.
AUGUCACCCACCACCUCAUCAAGGAUGAAGCAACAGCCCGUCUCGGAUGCUACCGUGGUGCCUCGCGUCGGCGUCGCCGUGUUUGUGAUCAACGAAAAGGGUCACGUCCUCAUCGGAAAGCGAACAGGCAGUCACGGCGCAGGCACGCUCGCCCUCCCCGGCGGUCACCUCGAACUACACGAGUCGUUCUUCGACUGUGCUGCUCGCGAGGUCUACGAGGAGACAGGCCUCAUCCUCGAGCCACCGCAGGUCUCAGCACAGUCCGAGCUGCUCUCCCACUCACCGCGACAGAAGCACGCCCUUCUUCGAACCCAGUCCCCUUCUCAGCCCGUACUCGCCUCCACCGCAUCAACACCAUCCCCCUUCGACGAGGACCCGCCCCCACAGCGCUCCAGCAUCCUUCCCACACCCUUGCAAUUCCUCACCGCGCAAAACUCGGUGCGCAUGAAGGAUCACGGAGAAAAGGGUCAUGGCAAACACUACGUCACCAUCUUCAUGAAGGCCAGUGUCAAGCACGAUCCCGCCAGCCCGCAAGCGCAGCCACAGAUCCUCGAGCCUACAAAGUGUCUCGGCUGGUGUUGGGCUCCCGUCCCCUAUCUACUCAGCGCAGCACAUCGACAGCAUCAACUUCAGCUCUUGCAGCUCGCUGCCGCAUCCGAAGGCAGAUCCUUCCCCGUAUCCAUCGACAAGCUCCUUGAGGCCGAGAGCCUCGCUCAGGCACUCCAAGAGGCUGAUGAGACCUCUCCAGUCACAUCAUACGGCUCGCCACCCAUCCUCUCCGGUGCACUCGGCAGCAACACAAGACGCUCUUUCUCGUCCUCCCUAUCUCGCUUUGACGGGUUCCAGAACGUGGACACGGCGGAAGAGGCCCUUGCCUGGGCCGAGGCCGACGACUUUGCGCGUGGUGCUCCCCUCUUUCAACCGCUCGUCAAUGUCAUCAUCGAUCACCCUGGCUUGCAGAUCGCGUGA